Elgaria multicarinata webbii is the source of this 1299-nucleotide messenger RNA. RefSeq names its product zinc finger protein 271-like. The transcript has 2 exons. The record is from RefSeq and is a predicted model, not a curated record. Gene Ontology annotation, biological process: regulation of transcription by RNA polymerase II. Bases 1 to 1299 code for a protein of 432 amino acids. Lineage: Eukaryota; Metazoa; Chordata; Lepidosauria; Squamata; Anguidae. Gene Ontology annotation, molecular function: DNA-binding transcription factor activity; RNA polymerase II cis-regulatory region sequence-specific DNA binding.
AUGCCACAUCAAAGGUGCCAUAAGAGGGGGGAACCCUUUACAUGCUCAUGGUGUGACAAAAGCUUCAGCCGUAGGUCAGUCCUUACCACACAUGAAAGAGUUCACACAGGAGAAAAACCAUAUACGUGUGAAGAAUGUGGAAAGAGCUUUUCUCAGAAGCCAUCCCUUCUUAUGCAUUCAAGAAUCCACACAGGAGAAAAACCCUUUCAAUGCUUGCCUUGUGGACAAUACUUCACUUAUAGCUCAGCACUUUCCAGACAUGAAAGAAUUCACAAAGGGGAGAAACCACAUAAAUGUCAAGAAUGUGGAAAGAGCUUUUCUCAGAAGCCAUCCCUUAUUAGGCAUGAAAGAAUUCACACAGGAGAGAAACCAUAUACAUGUCAAGAAUGUGGAAAUAGCUUUUCUCGGAAGGAAUCCCUUAAUACGCAUGAAAGAAUCCACACAGGAGAGAAACCCUUUCAAUGCUUGACAUGUGGAAAAUGCUUCGCUGACAGAUCAGUACUUUUCAGCCAUAAAAUAAUUCACACAGGAGAAAAACCACAUAAAUGUCACGAAUGUGGAAAGAGCUUUUCUCAGAAGCUAUCCCUUAUUAAGCAUGAAAGAAUUCACACAGGAGAGAAACCAUAUACAUGUCAAGAAUGUGGAAAGAGCUUUUCUCGGAAGGAAUCCCUUACUACACAUGAAAGAAUUCACGCAGGAGAGAAACCCUUUCAAUGCUCAACAUGUGGAAAAUGCUUCAGUGUUAGCUCCGUUCUUACCAGACAUGAAAGAAUUCACACAGGAGAGAAACCCUAUAAGUGUAACGAAUGUGGAAAGCAAUUCAACCAAAGUUCAAACCUCAUCCAACAUCAAAGAAUUCAUACAGGAGAGAAACCCUAUACAUGUCAAGAAUGUGGAAAGAGCUUUUCUCAGAAGCCAUCCCUUAUUAAGCAUGAAAGAAUUCACACAGGAGAGAAACCAUAUACAUGUCAAGAAUGUGGAAAGAGCUUUUCUCGGAAGCCAUCCCUUAUUAAGCAUGAAAGAAUUCACACAGGAGAGAAACCAUAUACAUGUCAAGAAUGUGGAAAGAGCUUUUCUCAGAAGCCAUCCCUUAUUAAGCAUGAAAGAAUUCACACAGGAGAGAAACCAUAUACAUGUCAAGAAUGUGGAAAGAGCUUUUCUCGGAAGGAAUCCCUUACUACACAUGGAAGAAUUCACACAGGAGAGAAACCUUAUCAAUGUUCUGUGUGCAGUGAAACAUUCCGUUGCAAAAAACAGCUUGUGAGACAUCAAAGAACUCAUACGCGGGAGACUCCCUAG